CAGAGCAUCGACUGCUAGGUAUCGAUAUUAACGAGCAUGUAUUACGGCUACCGAAUUUCGGAUACGCUUGCAUUCAUCUUUCCGUUGUAACAACGAGAUCAUUUAUUAAAUAAUUUAUAAUACCUUUAAUAAAAAUGCAGAUACUUUACCGAAACAACUCUCAAGAUAAGUAGGAGUGACGUUUUUUUUGAAUAAUUUAUAAUCUUAAUUAGCUGAAACUAACCUAUAAAACGAUUACGCGAGAUCAUCGUUAUUUGGGAUUUUGUAAAGCUGCGUUAUUUGUGCUUGUACCACCAGUGAUAGAAACUAUCGAGACGCUGAAAAACGAAAGAGACGCUAAUGAUGUAUACGGUGCAAUCGUCCGGCAUGUUAUUAAAGCGAUUUAGUGCGAAUUAUGUUCAAAACAGUACUAGAUUGGCAUCUUUUCGGCAGUGCGAACGUUAUGGAAAAUUUCACGAUUGUCGUAAGCGAAUAAGUCACUGGUUAAAAGCCCAAGGCGAGCAAGUAGCCCAAGCUUGCACCAAACAGUGUGAAUUUAUCAUUGCACAGCGUAUAAGGAGAAGCUUACAAAUAUUUCAUUUAUAUACUCGAAUAUGGGACGAGGUAGCGCUGAAGGAAUUCAUGAAAUCCUGGAGGAAUCGUGCGUUAAGAAACAGUAGGCAUUUUUUAAUGAGUAGUAUAGGCAUUACUAUGUAUAAUUGGGAUCGCGAACGAAUAACCAAGGAUGAAUUGAACGGUUACAAGAAAGAAAUCGAAGGAAUUUACAGGUUAAGAGAUUCUACGGUUGUGUGCGCAAAGUGCCAACUAAGAAUUGUUAUAGAUGUCCGACAAUCUGGUAUAAAGUAUUGUACGUGUACCGAUAAUAAAUUCAAUGCCACUUCCAAUCAAGAUUCAGAGGGAUGGAAACCAUAUAUAGAGCGAGAAGAUAUGCUUAUAUGGAGAAGAGAAGAACCAAAUUGUGGAGGGUUGUUUGCGUAUAAAGUAUACGGUUCUUUUGCGGAAGUUACGGCAGAGGACUUUUUACAAGCACAAAUAGACGUUGACUAUAGAAAAGAAUGGGAUCCAACCGCUCGCGAAUUACGAAUCAUAGAUACCGAUCCUGCAUCGCAAUCGUCCGCUGAUAGUCAUUCCGAUGUUAUAUAUUGGGAAACGAUAUGGCCUAAACUGUUUGCAAAUAGAGACUAUGUGUAUCAACGGGAUUGGGUAGUGGACAAAGAGAGACGGUUGAUAAUUAUCAUCAGUAAAGUAACUGAUCAUCCCGCUGCGCCGUCUAAACCAGGAACAUACAGAGUCACAACGUAUUGGUCGUACAUGGUGAUAAGGCCUUACACAGAAUUCCAUCAGCCAGGCAUCGAGUUUGGGUUGACUUACUUCGACGAUCCUGGUGUAAAUAUUCCAUCUGCGGUUACCGCGUGGGUCGCAAUGACAGGAUUACCGAACUUUUUAAUUCGUAUGAGAGAAGCGUCGAGGAAUUAUCAGAAUUACAAAAUUGCGAAACAGAGUUUAGACGCGUCCGAUACUAAUUACGUUCCCUUGAAAAACGAAGAUAUUUUUGAGGAUAAAGUCCUACACGGUAAUAUGCAAAAUUCGGAAAGGAGCGAAAUACUCAAUGGUAAGAACGUGGAGGACUACAAUAAAAUUGAACAUACGGAAGUACCACAGUUCAACGAAGAUCUGAAGGAAGAAGAAGAAGAGGAAGAUAGUACAAAUUCGUCUGAGGAAGGCAGAGGUUUACUAGAUUAUUUCUAUCUUGCAAAAUUAUUUGCAUGACCAUUGCAGUUUAUAGUAUUUGGAAUAAAGAAAUUGGUUUUUGCCGAUAGAAUGAUUUUGAUGCGAUCCUCUGUGGGCAGAACAGUGAGUCGACAAGUACAAAUGCGAUAUUAAUAAUAUUGGGCACUUUUAUGUACGUCGGUACAUUUAAUCGCGUCACGUCUAUGUGAACACGCAUGAAACGAUUAUUGUAUUCUAUUUAAAACAGCAAACAUGAGACUGAUACCUUCAUGGUCAAUUUUACCUACAUUAAUCGAGUUAUCGAAAUAAUUGCCACGAGUUAACGAAAAGCACAUUAUUAGUUUUGAAUCGGAGGAAAUUGUAACGUAAUUUGAACUCGUGCAGUGAGAUAUUUUGCUACAUCCUAAAAUACUGAAAUUGUACAAAAUAAAAUAUUCUGUUGGAUCCGUGUAUAUUCAAUUGUAGUUUAAAUACAAAUAGAUGUAUAAAACAUGAAAAAAACUGGUUUACUAUACAUGUGCGCUUAUGAAUUUACUACUUACACAUAUACAAAGUAUCCUUUUUACUUAGCCGAUAAAUAAUACAUAAACAAUCUGUGUAAUAUG
This is a messenger RNA of Colletes gigas, 2336 nucleotides long. Its product is annotated as stAR-related lipid transfer protein 7, mitochondrial-like. The record is from RefSeq and is a predicted model, not a curated record. NCBI's taxonomy places the organism in Eukaryota, Metazoa, Arthropoda, Insecta, Hymenoptera, Colletidae. Gene Ontology annotation, molecular function: lipid binding. The transcript is spliced from 6 exons. Bases 340 to 1770 code for a protein of 476 amino acids.